Malurus melanocephalus (red-backed fairy wren) is the source of this 877-nucleotide messenger RNA. Its product is annotated as zinc finger protein 3-like. The record is from RefSeq and is a predicted model, not a curated record. The annotation marks the transcript as partial. Gene Ontology annotation, cellular component: nucleus. Gene Ontology annotation, biological process: central nervous system development; regulation of transcription by RNA polymerase II. Lineage: Eukaryota; Metazoa; Chordata; Aves; Passeriformes; Maluridae. The transcript has a single exon. Gene Ontology annotation, molecular function: DNA-binding transcription factor activity, RNA polymerase II-specific; RNA polymerase II cis-regulatory region sequence-specific DNA binding.
CACCAGCAGAUCCACACUGGGGAGAGGCCCUACGAGUGUGGGGAAUGUGGGAAGGGCUUCAGCUGCAGCUCUCAACUGAUCCGCCACCAGCGCAUCCACACUGGGGAGAGGCCCUACGAGUGUGGGGAAUGUGGGAAGACCUUCAGUCAGAGCUCCAACCUCGUUUCCCACCAGCGGAUCCACAAUGGGGAGAGGCCCUAUGAGUGUCCUGAGUGUGGGAAGUGGUUUAAGAGCAGCUCCAAUCUCCUCCUGCACCAGCCGAUUCACACAGAUGAGAGGCCCUUCCGCUGCCCUGACUGUGGGAAGGGCUUCAAGCGAAACUCCAACCUCGUCACCCACCAGCGCAUCCACACUGGGGAGAGGCCCUACGAGUGUCCCCAGUGUGGGAAAAGCUUCUCCAGGAGCUCUCACUUGACCCGACACCGACGGAGGCACCGGUAAGGGAAGCCCUGUGAGUGCCCUGAGUGCAGGAAAUGGUUCUCAUCUGCUGCUCCAGCUUCAUCCUCCAUUACAGGACCCAGUUUGGGAAGAGCCCUGGUGACCCACAUUCCCAAUGAUCCACAUUAGGAAGACACUGGACCCUUUCGCUGCCCCUGGGACUGAUGUGAGGUGGGAUGGAAGAGCAUGAGGGUCUGGCCAUGCUCCUGUCAUUAUAUCUGAUCCUACCUCAGGUCAUUGCCAGGGACAGAGAAGGGGAGUCCCUCUCUCUCCUGAGGGAAGAAGGGUGUUCUUUCAGGGCAGGAGAAAACAGAGGAGCCCAUUGGUGCUGUUGCAGUUUUCCCUGUAAAUUGUUUGUUGUUAUCCAUUCUGUUAUCAAUAUUGUUGCUGUUCCUGUUGGUUCCUUAUCUCGUUGCUGUUCCCAGUGAAUUCUUCUUAU